This is a messenger RNA of Cervus elaphus (red deer), 2253 nucleotides long. RefSeq names its product pyruvate dehydrogenase kinase 2 (gene PDK2). The transcript is spliced from 11 exons. Gene Ontology annotation, molecular function: pyruvate dehydrogenase (acetyl-transferring) kinase activity. The record is from RefSeq and is a predicted model, not a curated record. Gene Ontology annotation, cellular component: mitochondrion. Gene Ontology annotation, biological process: regulation of glucose metabolic process; protein phosphorylation. The coding region runs from base 157 to 1380 and encodes 407 amino acids. NCBI's taxonomy places the organism in Eukaryota, Metazoa, Chordata, Mammalia, Artiodactyla, Cervidae.
CUGCAACAAGCCAAUUGGCCGGGACUCGGAGCCUAGCUGGGGUAGAGGUGGGGAGGAGGCGGCCGCCGCGGCGCCGGGCCGGGCUGGGCUGAGCCGAGCACCAGCGCUGCUCGCGCAGGGUCCAGAGCCCGAGCCCGAGAAGUUGUCGCCACCGCCAUGCGCUGGGUCCGCGCGCUGCUGAAGAAUGCGUCCCUGGCAGGGGCACCCAAAUACAUCGAGCACUUCAGCAAGUUCUCCCCAUCCCCGCUGUCCAUGAAGCAGUUUCUGGACUUCGGGUCCAGCAAUGCCUGUGAGAAAACCUCGUUCACUUUCCUCAGGCAGGAGCUGCCUGUGCGCCUGGCCAACAUCAUGAAGGAGAUCAACCUGCUUCCUGACCGGGUACUGAGCACACCCUCGGUGCAGCUGGUACAGAGCUGGUAUGUCCAGAGUCUCCUGGACAUCAUGGAGUUCCUGGACAAGGACCCUGAGGACCAUCGGACCCUGAGCCAGUUCACCGAUGCCCUGGUCACCAUCCGGAACCGCCACAAUGACGUGGUGCCCACCAUGGCUCAGGGCGUGCUGGAAUACAAGGACACCUACGGCGACGACCCCGUCUCCAACCAGAACAUCCAGUACUUCUUGGACCGCUUCUACCUCAGCCGCAUCUCCAUCCGCAUGCUCAUCAACCAGCACACCCUGCUCUUUGAUGGCAGAACCAACCCUGCCCACCCCAAACACAUCGGCAGCAUCGACCCCAACUGCAACGUCUCUGAGGUGGUGAAGGAUGCCUAUGACAUGGCCAAGCUCCUGUGUGACAAGUAUUACAUGGCCUCUCCUGACCUGGAGAUCCAGGAGAUCAAUGCAUCCAACUCCAAACAGCCAAUUCACAUGGUUUAUGUCCCCUCCCACCUCUACCACAUGCUUUUUGAACUCUUCAAGAAUGCCAUGCGAGCAACUGUGGAAAGCCACGAAUCCAGUCUCACUCUUCCACCUAUCAAGGUCAUGGUGGCCUUGGGCGAGGAAGAUCUUUCCAUCAAAAUGAGUGACCGAGGUGGGGGUGUUCCCUUGAGGAAGAUUGAGCGACUCUUCAGUUACAUGUACUCCACAGCUCCCAUGCCCCAGCCUGGCACCGGGGGAACCCCACUGGCUGGCUUUGGGUAUGGGCUCCCCAUUUCCCGCCUCUAUGCCAAGUACUUCCAGGGGGACCUGCAGCUCUUCUCCAUGGAGGGCUUUGGGACCGAUGCUGUCAUCUAUCUCAAGGCCCUGUCCACGGACUCAGUGGAGCGCCUGCCUGUCUACAACAAGUCAGCCUGGCGCCACUACCAGACCAUCCAGGAGGCCGGUGAUUGGUGUGUGCCCAGCACGGAGCCCAAGAACACGUCCACGUACCGUGUCAGCUAGAAGCUGCCCCACUCACCUACACCCAGGAGAAUGGACUGCUGUCUCUGGGUCCGGCCACUGUGGUGACCCUCCCCAUUCCCAGCCCCCCCAGGUGCAGGAGGCUCUCCCUGUUGACCAGCUUCUGUCUCUUUGGAAAUCACUGCAGUGACCAGUCUGUGGUGGCCCCUAAGUGCCAAUCUCUGUCUCCAUGGAGACUCCUUGGUGGUCUCCCUGGGUCCAGUCUCUGUGGGCAAUGCCUGAGGAUUGGAGGAUGUCUCCAUCCUGAUGGGGUGUUCCAGAGAUACGUUUCCAUGGCAGUCUUCCUCUCUGAGCCCAGAGCUGCCACUUCUCUGCCAGGGACCCUCGGUCCCCCUCACUGCCCACCACCGCCCUGGCCUUCCAAGUGGACGCCCCUGCUUGCCUUACUGUCCUGGCCCAUGCCGGUACCCUGGCACUGGUCUGGUGUCAGUGUCGGGAAGGGGCCAGGUGCCUGCCACAUCUGGUGUAGUGGGAGGGGAUUCUCACCUGGGGCUCACCCCUAAAGCCGAAUAAUCUGGGAGGACACAGAGGUCAGCCGCCCAGCCUCUCCUCCCUGUCGGUAACCCCAGCAAUGUUUCUGCUACUUCCAGAGCCCUUCCCCUGCAUGUCCUCAUGUGCAUACACCUACCCAUCGCCCACGGUCCCCCCUGAGCAGACCCCAACUCCCACUGUGCCUGGACAUGGUGUGUGCUUGGGGUGGCUUUCUCCCUAGAAUGUUGUGUGUAUAUAGCUAGUUUUAUAGCCCCGGAUGCCCCUAUCCUUCCCCUUAGCACACAGGGGGUUAAAGUUGUGUGCUCCUCCCAGUGGCUAUGAUGGUGACAGUGACAUCUACAGUAAAGAGGAGAUGGAAUGAGA